AUUUUCCCAUAAGACUCCCAUAAGAGUUAAUAUUAAGUGUUUUUUUAAAGCAUUAAAAUAGAAUUGUUUUAAAAUUAAAAUGUAUUCCAGCGGAUCAAAUGAAUGUGAAUGUGGAGACGUGUUUGUUCGGGAAAAAGGAGAACUGCGCCGAGUAAAGCCCACAGGAAACGUGCCUCACAACCCCGGACUUAAAUCAUCGUAUGAAUUAUUCCAUAAAGAUUUUUCAGUCAGAAUCUGUAUGGACAGUUUCCUAGCGAACGAAUGUAGAAAAAGAAACGAUCACUUCAUCUUCACCUACAACGGUGAAGGGAGUCUGCGCUACACGGUGAAAUCGCUGCUCGAUAUAUCGCUCCUGUACAUCGCCGAUAACAUCGAACAUGUCGAGUCCCUGAUCGGUUUCCCCGAGCAAAUGGCAGACAAGUUGUUCACAGCAGCUGAGGAGAAACAGAAAUUUACAGAGCCGUCUACCUCUGCGAGGGGGUUACAGGUCUUCAGCCAGGCCUAUGGAGAACUUGUGUUAAAGUCGCUGUGUUUGAGAGAGAGGUGUCUCUUACUGUCUGAAAGGAUGGAAGAGAUUCAAGUAUUUCAUUGUUUAGAGACUCUGGAUCUCCACGGAUGCAGGUUAGGUGACAGUCAUGACUUUUUCAGUCACCUGGCAUCACAGGCUUGUUCCAGGCUUGUAACAUUGUUCUUGGGAGCAAACUGUCUGUCAGAUAAAGGGCUGCAGAGACUGACGGCGCCGAUCAGAGUGAUGAAAAGAGGCCUGGAGAACCUGCAACAGCUGGACCUGUCAGAUAAUCCAGUGACGGAGAAAGGACUCGGAUAUUUAACAUGUUUCCACAAACUGUGUGAGCUGAACAUCUCAGACACGAAUGUCCAGCUGGACUCCAGACUGAAGAGUUUCUUCAGGAAUAAGAUGUCGAUGGUCUUCUCAGCAUCAGCGCUGCAGACGUUCACACACUCGGAGUGUAGGACCGAGGGCUGGGCAGAGCAGGUAAUAAAUCAGUGGGAAACCAAAGCUGCAGAAUUACCAAAGAAAACCCUGAAGCCAAGAACCAACGCACUCCACUUCUAUGGAAGAGAGAAGUUUGUGCGAGAAAACGUCCACUCUGUGUGUAACGAUGCUCGACCUGAGGAGAAGACCAGCAUCAUCCACUUUCAUAAACUGGACCCUCACUCUCUAUCUGAAUGUGUCACAGACUCACACACACACCUGAACACACACUGUGGGAAGAAGAGGAAGUUCUCCAAGGAACAGGAGGAACAUGUGAACUCGCACUCAGCAGCCAAGCGCUCGGCUUCUCUGUGUCCGUUAUCAGCUGAGGACUUGGAGCUUCUCAGUAGAUACUGACCAGCAGCUUGUACACACACACACACACACACAAUUGGGUGUGUGUGAAACAGGAUGAGUUUUAUAACUGUAAUAAAUAAAGGUUAUAACUAUAAUAAAUGUUUGAGGUUCUGAUUAGA
This is a messenger RNA of Tachysurus fulvidraco (yellow catfish), 1470 nucleotides long. It is a transcript of the gene lrrc42, whose product is annotated as leucine rich repeat containing 42. The coding region runs from base 80 to 1351 and encodes 423 amino acids. The record is from RefSeq and is a predicted model, not a curated record. The transcript is spliced from 7 exons. NCBI's taxonomy places the organism in Eukaryota, Metazoa, Chordata, Actinopteri, Siluriformes, Bagridae.